GACCAAUUGACCUAAAUUAUCUUCAUCAUUCCACUGCUCCAUAUCUCUCUUAGUCUCUCCUAGUUCAUCGUGGUUGUCUUCGGAAAAUCAAUUGAGUCUUUACUAUGUCCAACCAACCUACUAUCAGUCAUGCAACUCGCGAAGAUACACCUCAUAUCCUAAGUUUGAUCCGUGCUCUCGCCGACUACGAGAAGGCCCUAUCAUCAUGCCAUGCGACAGAAGAGUCUCUGGCAUCCACUUUGUGCUUUGCUCCUGCCCGAGGCGAACCUCCAUCUGGCCCUGGUUAUGCCAAGGUACUAUUGAUCCGUACACCCAGCGAUGAAGUGGCUGGUAUGGGACUAUACUUCAACAACUAUUCUACCUGGUGGGCAGCACCUGGAGUCUACCUUGAAGACCUCUUUGUGCUUCCUGAACAUCGCAACAAGGGAUAUGGGAAACUACUCAUCGGAGCUUUGGCAAAGGAAGUGAAGAGAAUUGGUGGUAAGAGACUCGAAUGGUGCUGCUUGAAGUGGAACAAGCCAUCAUUGGACUUUUACAAGAUGCUGGGAGCUGAGCAGAUGGAGGAUUGGGUCACGUUGAGAGCAGAUGGAGAGGCCUUGGACAGACUGGCUGGCUCUGCCGAGAAGGUAGCCAAGGUGCAAGUCGAGAGCAAAUAAGGAGAUGUAGUUGGUGGUCCGCAAUGAAUGACGACGCUGGGAACAAACGGCUUCCAUCCUCCAGCAUAAAACAACAAUUAGACUGCCUCAAAGCAUAAUAUUAUAUGGCCUGCUUACUACGUCCACUGAGAGCGCUGUAAGCUGACUAUGUCUCAACACCACUGCGCAACAUUCGAGAUUACUCUACAAGCACGCAGUCACACCCAGGCCGAUUGCAGGAGUGUGGAAAUGAGGAUUUGUGGUGUUCAUGCACCUGUGUCAAAAACACUACACCAGUGCGAAUAUGCGAGCAAACCAUACCACACCUUGCAAGCGAUUGACCAGUAUAUACGACUUGCCACUGGUCCGUACGAAAUCAAAAUAUACCACAUGUUGUCGACGUG
This is a messenger RNA of Aureobasidium subglaciale EXF-2481, 1039 nucleotides long. RefSeq lists its product as uncharacterized. NCBI's taxonomy places the organism in Eukaryota, Fungi, Ascomycota, Dothideomycetes, Dothideales, Saccotheciaceae. The transcript is spliced from 2 exons. The record is from RefSeq and is a predicted model, not a curated record. The coding region runs from base 105 to 656 and encodes 183 amino acids. Gene Ontology annotation, biological process: protein acetylation. Gene Ontology annotation, molecular function: N-acetyltransferase activity.